This is a messenger RNA of Trichoderma harzianum CBS 226.95, 597 nucleotides long. RefSeq lists its product as hypothetical. The record is from RefSeq and is a predicted model, not a curated record. Gene Ontology annotation, molecular function: carbon-sulfur lyase activity. The transcript has a single exon. The coding region runs from base 1 to 597 and encodes 198 amino acids. NCBI's taxonomy places the organism in Eukaryota, Fungi, Ascomycota, Sordariomycetes, Hypocreales, Hypocreaceae.
AUGAACUCCUCAAGAGCAUAUUUACUAGCUGCCUUUCGGCAGCGGACUGCACUGCGGCCAUCAAACAGCUUACUACGUCCAUAUCUCAUGAGUCACUCCAAGGGUUCAACACAUCCGACCUCAUCAAUAUCUCAUCGUUACCACUCUAAUAUGCCCCCAAAAAUAAGCGAAAAUCCAAAGAUAACUUGCCAAUGCGGCACCAUUUCCCUCACAGCCUCGCGCGCUGAACCUCUCAGCAAAUAUGUAUGCCACUGCACGGAAUGCCAGAAGCAAUCGGCUUCCGCAUUUGGUACCUCUGCCAUCUUCCCAUCUGAGGGCAUGUGGCCAUUCCCCAAACAUUUACAGCAACAUAUUGGCAUGUGGGCCAGGCGAGCGGAUUCCGGCAACACAGUAGAGUGUUAUUUCUGCAAAGUGUGUGGCGUUCGUAUCCUGCAUCGGGUAAUCUUCAAGGAUGGUACGCCUAGGCCCUCACUUGCGGUCAAAGGUGGCUGCGUCGAAGGUUUCAAUCUGGAGGGCGCCAGGCAUAUUUAUACAAGGUCGGCUUUGGUGCCUGUGCCGGAGGGCAGUGAGCCAGGAGCACCACGUGUGAAGCCAUGA